AUGAAUUAACAAUAUCUCUAAAUACCCAUGGCAUAAAGUAGAUAAUCAUUUGUUAAUGAUAAAUACUAAAGUAAUUCAGGAAUAAUUUCAAGUGGUGAGAAAUAAAAUCAAUAAUAAAUAAGAAAUUUCAUUGAAAUUAAUUAAAGCACUAAGAAGAGUACACUAUUUGAAGAUAAGUAAAUAAAUAAUAAAUAUUGAAAGACGAUAUGAGGAGUUAUUACAAGACAAUAAGAAAUUAAAAGAAGUUAUUGAACAAUUAGACAAGGACAAUUAGUAAUUAAAGUAAAUGUCUGGAGAAAGUUAUAACUUAAGAUAAAAAUAUAUGAUAAAUCAAGCAGAGUUAGAAGCAUCUUAAUAAGAAUUAGCGAAGCUUCGAUCUCAAUUACUAAUGAGAAAUUCAUCAGAUGCAGAAUAAUCAAGUUUAGUAACGAGAUAUAAGCAAGAUAUUUCUUCAUUAACUUAGCAAUAAAUUAAAUAUUAAUAAGGUAAUUGAUUUCCAUUUAAAUAGUUUAGAUAUUACUUAAUUAAAUGCCAUGUUGGAAGAAUAGAGAAAAUAAGUAGAAGAGUUCUUAAGAAUGAAAAAUAAAUAUGAACAAGAUAUAUAAACUUAUAAAAAUAGGACAUCUACUUUAGAGUUAGAAGUUAGAAAUGUCAAAGAAUAAAGGAACUCUAAUACUUAAAGUGAAAUAACAAGAUUAAUGUAGGAAAUUGCUAGAUAUUAAUCAGAAGCUUAAUAUAGAACAACAGAUAAGGAUUUGUAUGAAAGAACUAUUUAAACAUUAAAAGAUAAAAUAAAAGAAAUGGAUAAUGAUAUUUAAAUAUUGAUUGAAGCACAUAAUUAGAACUAAAUGAAAUUAGAAUCAGCAAUGGCAGAAUCAAAAGGUAAUAUGUAGUAUGAAAUUGAUUAAUUAAAAUAAGAACUCAAUUUCUAUUAAGCUUAAUGCAGAUAAUGGUAAGAAAAAUGUCAAACAUUUGAAUUAUAGAAAGAAGAAAGUGAAAGAAGAAUCAUUUAAAUGGAAAUCAGAGUCAAUGAAACCAAAAAAUAAAUAGAAUUAUAAUAAAGUGAUAAAAUUUAAAGAGAUAAUUAACAACUUCAUACAAUUUAAAAUGAAUUAGAAAAUUGGAAAUAAAAAUAUAUUUAAUUAGAAAUUAAAACUAAAGAUACUGAUAAUUAUAAACAUAAGAUUAAAUAAUUAGAAGAAUAUAAUAGUUAAUUAAAAAUAGAAAAUGAAUAAGUAAAAGAAGAAAUGGAUAUUUUGGUAUCUGAAUUUAAAUAAAUUCAAGAAUAAAAUAAUCGAUAUAGAUUAAGUAUUACAUAAUUUGAAAAGUAAAAUAAAAAUACAUAAGAAUCUGAUAGAUAAAAAUUACAAAUUAAUUAAUUCAACUAAUAAAUCAAUACUUAUAAGAUUGAAAUUAAAGAAUUAGAAGAUUAAAUCAUAUAUCAUUAAAAUAGAGCAUAUGAUUUUGAAUAAUAAUUGAGAGAGAAAGAUGACAAUAUUUCUAAACUAUAACAUAAAAUAAUUAAUAUGGAAAAAGAUCUUAGAAUAUUAUUUGAAGAUUAAUUGAAAAUUGAAAAAUAAGAUUGGGAACGAAAUAAUUUAUAAUAAAUUGAAGAUUAAAUAUAAAAAUAUUCAUAAAAAUACGAGAGAGAGAUUUCUACAUUAAAAUAACAUAUUUAAUCAUUGGAAGUAGAAAAUUAAUCAUUAUCGAAAUAAUAUGAAAGAUUAAAAAGAGAUAAUGAAACAAAUUAUUAGAGAUUAUCUCAAAAAGAAUAAUCAAAAAUUUUAGAAUUAGAAAGAUAAAUUUAUUAACUUGAAACUUAGAUUGCUGCUUAAUAAAAAGAAUUUAAAUUAAAAAUUGAAUAAGCAAAUAAAGAAACAUCAUAAAAUGAAUAUUAUGAAACUUAAAUUAAGUAAUUGAAUGAAAGAUUAUUGAAAGAACAAUAGCUAAUAAAAUAACUUAAUAAUCAAUUAUAAAAUGAAUCUUUAAAAGUGUAUGAAAUUGAAUCUAAAUAUUCUAAAGAUGUAAGAGAAAUUAGAUAGUAAUAAGAAAAAUAAAUUGAAAUUCAUUAAAAUGCUUAAUAUUAAUUUGAAGUUGAAAGUCAUUAAAAGGAGAUUGAAAAGAUAAGAAGAGAAUAUAGAUAACUUGAACAAUUUUCUCAAGAAAUUGAAGUUUAAGUAAAAUUAUGGAAAGAGAAAUUCUAUGAUGAAUAAUUAAAGCAUUAGGAAGCUAGAUAAUUAUUGAUUGACAUUAAAACAUAAUAUGAAUCUCAUACUUAUGUUCAUACUUAAAACGAAUAAGAUUAACAUAGAAUUCAAUUACUAGAAUAAGAAUUAAUUGAAAUGUAAGAAGAAAUUCGAGUACUUAAAAUUAGAGAAUAAACUUAUUAGGAAUAAAUAACGACAUAUUAAAUUACUGUAGAAAAUACUAAAUCAAAUUAAGAUCAAUCUAGAAAAAUUAAAUAAUUCGAACUUGAUAUUGAGAGUUUGAGAAUAAAGUGUAGAGAUUUGGAAAAAUAAUUAUUAGAUAAAAGAAAUGAAUAUAAUUCAUUAAAGAGUGAAUGGGAAGUUGAUAAAUAAAAAAUUAGUGAAUUAAGGGCUUCAAAUGAAGUACUUUUAAAAAAAAAGUAAGAAAUUGUUAAAGAAAUAAUAGAAACUCCUUCAAAAUAAGAUAAAUAAAAAAUAUAAGAUUUAGAAUAAUAAUUAUACUUACUAAAUUUGUAAUUGAAAUAAAUUUCCACAUCUAAACAAGAAGUAAUUAGAGAAACUAUUAGAGAAACUGUAUAAGUACGAAGUUAAGAAGAUAUAAAAUUAAUUGCUAGUUUAGAGGAAGAGUUAUAAUUAUGGAAAACUAAAUAUUAUGAAUUAGAUAGAAGGAAGAAUUAAGUUGUUGUAGAAACUAUUAGAGAGGUUUAAUCAUUAGAAAGUGAUAAAAUAAAAAUAUAAGAAUUAGAGCAUUAAAUAAAAUAAUCAUCUGCAAAAAAAUAAGAAAUUAUUCGAGAAUAUAUAACAGAAACUGUUGAAGUUCCUCUUGAAGAAGAUUAAAUAAGAAUUUAAUAGUUAGAAUAAGAAAUACACUUUUUGAAAGAAUAAAUCUAUGAAUUAAAUUAGAAGAAGUAAGAAGUUAUAACAUAGCAAAUAACAGUUGAGGUGCCAUCUUAAGCUGAUAAGAUAAAAAUAUAAUCUUUAGAAUCUCAAUUAGCUUAAUUAAAAACAGAAUUCUAGUAUUUAGCAAAAAGUAAAUAGGAAGUUAUAAGAGAAGUAAUUACUGAAAGAAUUGAAGUUCCAUCAGAGUCUGACAAAUUGAAAAUCUCAUAAUUAUAAGAAUAACUUUAACGUUUAAAGAAAGACUAUCAAUAUUUAGAAUAGAAAAAAUAAGAAAUUAUUAAAGAAACUAUUACUGUUGAGGUUCCUUCUUAAGCUGAUAGAUAAAAAAUUUAACAAUUAGAAUAUUAAUUAACACAAUUAAGAAAAGAAUUGCAAAUAGUUUCAUCUUAAAAAUAAGAGAUUAUAACUGAGUAUAUCACUGAGAGAGUUGAAGUUCCUUUAGAAUCUGAUAGAAUAAGAAUUUAAUAGUUAGAAGAUUAAUUAUAAAAAUUAUAAAAAGAUUAUUAGUUAUUAAAUUUAAAGAAACAAGAAAUAAUAAAAGAAACAAUCACAGUAGAAAUUCCUUAAUAAUCAGAUAAAAUAAAAAUACAAUAACUUGAAUCAUUAGUAUAUUAAUUAAAAUAAGAAAUUGAGAUUAUUUCAAAAUAAAAAUAAGAAGUAAUAAGAGAAAUAAUUACAGAAACUGUUGAAAUACCAUCAAAGCAAGAUAAAAUAAAAAUCUAAUAAUUAGAAGAUGAAUUAUAAAGAUUAAAUGAAGAUUAUUAUUAACUUAGUUAAAAGAAAUAAUAAAUCAUUAAAGAAACAGUAACAGUAGAGGUUUCUUCUUAAGCAGAUAAAUUCAAAAUAUAAUAAUUAGAAUCAUAUGUAUAGAAAUUAAAGUCAGAAAUUUAAAUAAUUUAAUAAUAAAAACAAGAAGUGAUAAGAGAAAUAAUUACAGAAACAAUUGAAGUACCAAAUGAAUAAGAUAAAGUUAGAAUAAAAUAAUUAGAAGAUUAAUUUUCAUAAUUAUAAAGAGAUUACAACUAAUUGAAUUAAAAGAAAUAAGAGAUCAUAAGGGAAACUGUAACAGUUGAAGUUUCUUCAUAGGCUGAUAAAUAUCGAAUUUCAUAAUUGGAAUAGUCAUUAAUACAAUUAAAAAAUGAGUACUUAAAUUUACAAAAUAAUUAUGAAAUCCUAAAUAUGAAAAAAUAAGAGGUAAAAACAGAAAGAAUAGAAGUUUCUUCGUCAGUAGACAAAUAAAGAAUUGCAUAAUUAGAAUCAUAAUUAAGUAAUUUAACUUUGGAAUUAUAAAUAAUUUCAAAAAAAAAAUAAGAAACUAUUCGAGAAGUAAUAACAGAGAGAAUAGAAGUUCCUAAAGAAUCUGAUAAAAGAAGAAUUAUUGAAUUAGAGUAAGAUUUAAAUAAAUUGCAAUAAGAUUAUAUUGCAUUAAAUAAGAUAAAAUAAGAAGUAAUAAAAGAAACAUACACAGUUGAGGUUCCUUCAUAGGCUGAUAAAUUUAGAAUUUAAUAAUUAGAGAUGUAGCUUUCAUAAAUAAAAAGUGAAUAUUAGAUUUUAUAAUCUCGAAAAUAAGAAAUUGUUCGAGAAAUAGUAGAAGUACCUAUAGAGUCUGAUAAAAUUAAAAUAAAAUAAUUGGAAUAAUAACUUAAUACUUUAUAAUAAGAAUUUUUUAUUUUGAAUUAAAAGAAAUAAGAAGUAAUAAAAGAAACUAUAACUAUUGAGGUUCCUUCCGAAGCAGAUUAAUAUCGUAUUAGAUAAUUAGAGUAGUAAUUAUCUACUUUAAGAGAUAAUAUUACUAUCAUUCAAAAAUAAAAAUAAGAGGUAUAAAUUGUAAAGGAAACCAUACAAGUUAGUAAAUAAGAAGACUUAUUGAAGAUUUAAAGUUUAGAAAGGUAAUAGCUUUAAUAAUAAAAAUAAAUUGAAAUUUAUGAAAAGCAGCUCAAAGAAUAUUAGAAUUCAUACUUUGAAUUAGAAUAAGAAAUAAAAACUUUAAAGUUAUAAUUAAAAAAUUCUUAAAAGCAGAAUUAGGAUACUUAAGAAUAGUUAACUUAGUUUUAAUUAAAAAUAGAUGAAGGAUAAAAGUAAAAAUAAAUUCUUUUAUAAUAUGAAAGAAGGGAAUAAGACUUUUAAGAAUAAAUUAGAAUAUUAGAAAAAAAAAAUUAAGAAUUAAGACAAGAAAGAGAAAGAUAUGCUGAACAAGAAUUGAAAUUUAAUUAUUUUAAAGAAGAAUAAUUUUAAAAUGAAAAAUUAAUAGAAAGGUUAAAAUUAGAAAUCUAAUCAUAAAAGAAAUAAUAUGAAGAAAAAAUCAAUCUUCAAGAAGUCUAAUUUAAAAAAGAAAUAGCGAAUGUUUAAUCUUAGUAAUUAAAUAGCAUAAAUUAAGAGUUGCAAUAUUUAGAAAAUUCUAAAAAUAGAGAAAUUAAAGAAAAUAAAUAAUAGAUAGAAUUAUUAUAGAAAGAAAAUUAAAAAAUGAUAGAUUUAAUGAGAAAUAAAAAUGAAGAAAAUGAAUAAUGGAAGAGAAAAUUUAUAGCUUUAUCAACUGAAGUUAGUACUACUUCUGGAGAAAUUGAAUCAAUAAGAUUGUAAUUGAAAUCUUCAGAAUAAAGCAGAGAUACAAUUAAAGCUGAAUUAGAUAGAGUAAACAAGAUGUAUUUUUAAUGUUAAAAUGAAUUAACAUAGAGUAAAUCAAAAUAUAAUGAACUUGAAUUAAAAUUAAGAUAAUUAAAUCGUGAAAAUUAAGAUUAUUAAGAUAGAUAUUAAUAGAUAGAUUUUGAAAAAUUAAAUAGGUUAGAAUUAGAAAAUAAAAGAAAAACAGAACAAAUAUAGUAACUAGAAAUAUAAGUUAGAAAAAUAGAAAAUGAUAAAAAGGUAUCAACAACAAAUGAAGUGAAAACUAGAGAGUUAAUAAACUAAUUAUAAUCUAAGGAAUUUGAAAUCGUUUAAUUGAAUGAAAUGAUUCAAGAAUUAUCAACAAAAAUUAGGUAAUUAAAAAUUGAGCAUGAAGCUAUUUUAGAAUAAUCAAACAAACAAUAAAUCAUCAUUAGAGAAACUUAAAAGUAAUUAAUAAUUAUAUACUAAGUAAUUAACGACUUGUAGAGUUAGAAACAAGAAUUGAAGGUUUGAAUGCUGAAAUUUAAAGAUAAAGGAUGCUGAAAGAGUAAAUUUAAUCGAAGCAUGAUAAAUUAAUUGAAAGAGUAAUAAUUUUAUUUUAUAAAUAGGCAACAGAAUAUGAAUCUGAAAUUAAUAUGCUUAGAAAUGAGCUGGCUAAAACUUAAAGAAGAUUGAGCUCAAAUAAUACUAAUAAUACAUAAUUUGUAUAGAAAACUUUUGAGAUAUAAAGGGUUGGAGAAACAAUUAAUAAUUAAACAGGAUUAGUAUCAGGUUUUAACUUAGAAGAUUCUAAAAAAAUUAAAUCUAUAGUAAAUACUGCUUAAUAAAGAUCUGAUAUCUCUAAUUAUAAUUCAGGAGUAAAAGAAUCUUAAUAAUCUGUUAAAUCCUUUUCAUAAGCUUAAUAAUUUAAUCCCUUAAGAUCUGAUGUAUAUAUUAUUAUAAAUAGUUAGAUAAUCAAAUAAAAAGUCUAAUAUUUUAGAAAUGAAGAAUACCAAAGUAAAUGA
Paramecium sonneborni is the source of this 6715-nucleotide messenger RNA. Lineage: Eukaryota; Ciliophora; Oligohymenophorea; Peniculida; Parameciidae. The record is from the annotation of a GenBank genome assembly.